AUGUUGAAGUUACUUAACGACCUCAAUAACUGUUUAAAAAGGCCAGAUUGGGCCAGUUCUAAAGAUAUCCUUGUUCUAAAUCAAAAAGAAAAUAUCAAAAGUGGACAACGCGAAGUAACAAGAAAAGAAGCCAAAAGUGUGCUGAACUCGCCACUUUCACCGACCCAGCAGCAAUAUAAUGUAACCUUGAUUAAUGUCCAUUUCUCUGUGGUUCUGCACGUUAAAUCCGUGUUAUGUAGAGAACAGUUACCUAUGCUUCCUUCUCCGGAACGGCAAAAGGGUCACAUGCCAGAGAUAUCCAGUUAUGAGCGUUGUGCUGCGUCAUCUCACCCUGACUGGUCCCCCCACGCAGGCGACGGCUUCACGUGCAUCACCUUCCAAUCAGUGGACGCCGCCUUCAUCGCCGCCAGGGACCGCCAUGGCCUCCCACGCCCUGGACGCAAGCCCAACUCCAACGACCUGUCCAACCUGGCCACGGUGCUGCUCGAGGCCACACGGAUCAUAGCGCAGGAGUACAACCUCCCGAAGGAUGUCCUUGUCAACGGCAUCCCACUCAUUGACAGCUUCAAGACCAUCGUGGGAUCCAUUUGCCCGGACUUCAUCAAGCCUUCAAGCUGUACUCCCAAACGUUACCGCGAGUAUGACGGCCGCUGCAACAACUUGGAGAACCCUGCUUGGGGAUCCAGCUUCUCCUCCUUCAAGCGCCGCCUUCCUCCCGACUACGCUGACGGCAUCGACGCUCCUCGGGUCGGGGCCGGGGGGUACCCACUCCCCUCGCCGAGAAUCGUCUCCGCCCACCUGCAUCGCGACGAAGGCCUCCACGACCACGCGGUGACCAUCAUGCUCGUGGCCUGGGGACAGGCGAUCGACCACGACCUCACGUUCACCGCGGAGACGAAGGGUCCGAGGUCGCAGAUCAACCAAAUCACAUCCUACAUCGACGCCAACUGGGUCUACGGCAGCAACGAGGACACAGCCAACCGCAUCCGUCUCCAUCGCGGAGGAUUGAUGAAGUCCCUGCCGGUGUUCCGCGAGUACGGCAUGAAGGACCUGCUGCCCCUGAAGCUGGAGGAACCCGAAGAAGGCUGCAUCAGGCCCAAUAACGACGUGUACUGCUUCGACGCCGGAGACAACAGGGUGAACGAGCAGCUGGUUCUGGCCGUCGUGCACACCAUGAUGAUGCGCGAACACAACCGCAUCGCCAUCGAGCUCUACCGCUACAACCCCCACUGGGACGACGAGACGCUUUUCCAGGAAUCCCGCAAGAUCGUGGCGGCCAGCAUCCAGCACAUCACCUACAACGAAUUCCUGCCCAUGGUUCUCGGUAAAGAGGUCAUGCACAAAUACGGACUCAUUCUCGAGAAGCACGGCUACUUCGACGGCUACGACCCCUCCAUCGACGCCUCUAUGUCCUCGAACUUCGUCACCGCCGCCUUCAGGUUCGGCCACUCCCUCCUGCCGUCCACCAUCGAGCGCUGGAGCCCCGCCCACAAAUACGUCGCAUCCCAGCGUCUGAGCUUCAUGUUGAGACAGCCCUACGACCUGUACAAGGGCGGAUGGUGCGACCAGUACAUCAUGGGACUCUGCAACCAGGUCGCACAAGCUAUGGACGACGCGGUCACUCAGGAGGUCAGUUCAACUAGAUGUGUGAGAGAUAAAAAGGAGAUGCACCCCGACGACAUCGACCUGUGGAGCGGAGGUGUGAGCGAGCGCCCUCUGCCCGGCUCCAUGGUUGGCCCGACGUUCAGCUGCCUCAUCGGCCUCACGUUCAAGGAGCUUCGCUACGGAGACCGCUUCUGGUACGAGAACCGCGGCGGAUACGAUUCCGACUUCACGCUGGAGCAACUUGAAGAGAUCCGUAAAGUGAAGCUGUCCAGGAUCAUUUGCGACAACAGCGACGACAUCAAGACCAUGCAGGUGUACGCGAUGGUGCUGCCCGACCACGAAAUAAACCCGCGCGUCCCAUGCAACUCCGGGAUCUUGCCCAGGAUGGACCUCAGCAAAUGGCGGGACCCCCACGGCCCCCACCCCCGCCCAGACACAGCCCCUCCUUCCGAGCAUAUCAUUCCUCUAACCAUUCCCGAAAACACCAGAGCCCAUUUUAAGUCCCCUGUCGGUUCCCCUUCGGGUGGCAAGUCCACCUCCUCUUUCUCUUCCUCCUCUUCCGAUCCCUUUCUUCCUCCUCAGCUGAGCCGCCCUCCUAUGCUUCCUCCUCCUCCCCCUCCUCACCUUCCCCCCCCUGGCCCCGCCCCUCAUGGUAAGCCCUCCGUCACCGUGAUCCAGGCGACGUCCGUGGGCCCUCUGCCCAUGUUCGGGCCGCCGAAGCCCUCCUCGGAAAUCCACUUCUUGGAGGCUCCCGUUCUCUCCCCGAAGCCCCACUCCUCCGACCCCCACCACGGCCCCCCACCCACCUCUUACGGACCCCCCGAUCUGCCUCCUCCUCCCCCCUCUCUUUCCUCCGGCCCUCCCAACCCCCACCCUCCCCCUUCCACGUCCUACGGAGCCCCCCCGCCACCUCGGCCCUCGACGUCCUACGGAGUUCCCUCAGGAGGACACCACCAUCUAGCACCCGCAUCGGGACCGACGGUGCACGUGGACUUCCACGCGCCUUUCGAGUACUGCGAAGGAGACUUCAAGCCCCUGCCGCCCUCGGGCAGCUACGGCCCUCCUCCUCAUCGACCCAGACCCUUCAGGAACCGACAGAGUCCUUUCAAGCAGUUCCUCGGUAUGAUGGGGAUCAAGGGCUAGGGUCGUCGUCCUGCCGAAGGGUCAGCUCAAGCGCACGAACGCCGCUCGUCUCGGGCGCAUUCAGGGCCGGGGACAGUGCCACUCGCACGCAAGAUGCUCUCUACUUGGGGUUCGAGGUUGACGUCGGCCGCUGUUCGCCGCGGUCGACGGGAGCCUCGGUGUGCUUGAGCAGGACCGGCGAGGGACAGAGAGGCGCCCUGAUGUAAAUUAUUUCAGAUGUAUAGAAGUUGACCAAAAAAGCGAAAAAUUGAAAAUUGUUUUUAUUCUUUGUUAAAUGUUGUGAUGUCAGUCUAACGCCGUCAAUAGCACGUACCAAUUUUAUGUAUCAAAUGUGUGUAUAUAGAUGUAUACAUAUGAAUACACACACACACACACACACACACAUACAUAUA
Messenger RNA from Penaeus indicus, 3140 nucleotides. RefSeq lists its product as uncharacterized. The record is from RefSeq and is a predicted model, not a curated record. Gene Ontology annotation, biological process: response to oxidative stress. The transcript has 17 exons. NCBI's taxonomy places the organism in Eukaryota, Metazoa, Arthropoda, Malacostraca, Decapoda, Penaeidae. The coding region runs from base 1 to 2748 and encodes 915 amino acids. Gene Ontology annotation, molecular function: peroxidase activity; heme binding.